Messenger RNA from Nannizzia gypsea CBS 118893, 1500 nucleotides. Its product is annotated as SirB protein. The coding region runs from base 1 to 1500 and encodes 499 amino acids. Lineage: Eukaryota; Fungi; Ascomycota; Eurotiomycetes; Onygenales; Arthrodermataceae. Gene Ontology annotation, molecular function: monooxygenase activity; iron ion binding; oxidoreductase activity, acting on paired donors, with incorporation or reduction of molecular oxygen. The record is from RefSeq and is a predicted model, not a curated record. The transcript has 7 exons.
AUGCACAUGUCCGAUCCCCUUUCCACGGCCCUGUUGUUCGGGUUGUUUCUAGGUGUUGCCGUCCUGCUCAGGGGUAAGAGCACCCAUCUGGGAUUCACACGCCUGGGCAAGUCGCGUCUCUGGACGUUUUUCAGCUGGCACAAAUCAACUCGCUUUGACCUUCCUAGAUAUGCGAAGAUAGGAUAUGAACAGUUUAAUAAAGCGCUGGGAAAGCCCUUCGCUACAACGGUGUUUGGCCAUGAAUACGUGGUUCUUCCGUCAAAAUAUCUCGAUGACAUCAAGCGAGCGAGUCCAAAGAGCCUGAGCUUCUUCCAGGCUCUCAGUGAUGGGCUUAACAUGGAGGCAUCGGUUGGCCAUCUCUACACAAGCACGACGGAGAUUGAUGUUGUAGUAAAACAUUUGAAUCCUCAGCUCACAAAAUUAACACCACUUUUAGCCGAAGAAGCAGACUUUGCUAUCGAAAAGGAGAUAGGGGCAAAAUUCAACGUCUCUAAUAUCAUUGCUUCCAUCGUCCACCGAACAACGAACCGAAUUCUCGUUGGAAAAGAACUCUGUCGAGACGAAGAGUAUCUCUCUAUCACAACCCGUUUCUCCCGGUCACUCUUCUUGCACGGUAUCUUCUGGAAUUUCAUUAAUCUGGGACCGCUGCGGAAGCUCGUUGCCAGACUCACGAUAUGGUUCCAUCUCAGGGACCGAGAUGCUGCUGCAAAGCUGCUUCUUCCUCACAUUCACGCCCGCCGUCAGGAUAAAGAAGCGUCUUCAAAAUACCAGGACGCUCUUCAAUGGACCCUCGACACGCCGCCGUCUUUCCCUGGAGACGACGCCCCCUUGCAUCAGGCCUAUCAUAUGCUUCACCUGACAUUCGCAGCGAGCAGUGCCUCCAGUGUAGGAGUUACGCAGUGCCUGAUCAAUAUCCUCGCCUACCCCGAGCACCUCGAGCCUAUCCGCCAGGAGAUCGCUACGGUUAUCGCCAGACAUGGCGGGUGGACCGACAAAGCUCUCUCACAGAUGGCUCUGAUGGACAGUUUCAUUCGCGAAACCAUGAGGCUGCAUCCCGCCGGUUCAUUGACCGUGGCCAGAACAGUGAUGGAUGAGCAGUUCCGAUUCCAUGACGGCCUGACGUUGCCCAGAGGCACAAAUAUCAUCGCCCCAGCUAUAGCUGUUCACCACGAUCCGGACAACUACGAAAAUGCCCAUCGAUUCGACGGGUUCAGGUUUGCCCGUUAUCGACAGAAGCAAGGAGAAAGCCAUCGGUGGCUGGCAUCCACCAUUGACCAGAAAUUCCUUCAAUUUGGCUAUGGCAACCAUGCCUGUCCAGGGCGAUUCUACGCCAUCCGCAAGGUCAAGAUGGUCCUCGGAAAGCUCUUGAUGAGCUAUGAUUUCGACUGGGCACAGCCUCGCCCUGCAGGAGACCGGCCGGAGGAUUUUGCAAUUGAGGCCCAGAUGAUGGCGGCGCCGGAGACCGAGAUUUUAGUUCGCAGUAGGAUUAACAGAAAUUAA